Molecule: messenger RNA, 8837 nt
Organism: Oncorhynchus tshawytscha (Chinook salmon)
Lineage: Eukaryota; Metazoa; Chordata; Actinopteri; Salmoniformes; Salmonidae
Product: solute carrier organic anion transporter family member 5A1
Exons: 10
Coding region: 857-3460 (867 amino acids)
Biological process (GO): transmembrane transport; sodium-independent organic anion transport
Cellular component (GO): membrane
Molecular function (GO): protein binding
Source: RefSeq, a predicted model, not a curated record
CUACAAAUCCCGGUCGCUUGCGUGAAAAAUAAUUCGCCCCUUUACAUUAGCCUAUUCCCCCACACCAUCCGCAAUCUCAUUCACUGAGUGGCAGCGUCGGAGACAACAGCCUACUUCCGUCUCUCGGUCCUGCGCGAGGAUUCGAGCCUCAAUACGGAUUCUGCUCAGCUGUUUGAGAGAGAAAAAAUCUUCCCCACGAGGACUUAAUGCAGUGACAACUAAACAAAGAGCUAUCAAAUCACCACUGACCAGAAAAACGAAAAACAGGACUGAAAAAAAAAAACUAUACAAAGGACCUAUUAUCUUCUCCAAAUCCAAACAUCUCACAUAGUUCCCUUAGUGUUUUGCUUGCGUGUUGCCUGUCAACAGAAUUACUUCAUAGAAAUAACGGUCGGGCUGGCUCGCUGGAAUCACACAGUUGAAAAACGUUAUGUUUUUCUAUCCAACCCAGAUAGCGCUGUUUAGUUGUUUGUGAGAUAUUUUUAUUUAUUUAUUUUAGCCCAAAUGAGGAGCAUACAUAGUAUGUUUGUGAUAUAAGCAACGCAGCAUUGCUCUGCUAAGUGCAAACAGCAAUGCAGCUGAAUCAUGUCCAUUGCUAGAGAGUCCCACCAGCACCAACACAGGUCUCCAUAUCUACUGUCAGGGCAGUGUACUUUCUAUUGCUGUCUGCCCAGAAGUAGUGGUAGUCACACUAGUACUGUGUGCUAAUGUGGUUCUAGCUAUCCACUCUGAGACACUGGCCCCCAGAAAGAGUAGUUGCUGCCCGAGCAACAGCUAAUGGGGAUCCAAAUAAGCUAAACUGAGAUACAGUGAUACUCAAGCCUUAGUUAUCUUCAGUAGCCCAACAAACACAAUAAUGUCAUCAGACAACGACGAGACGGGCUCCGACCUAUCAGAUUCCCUGGAGGUCCGUGAGGUCCUACAGUUCCAGAACCAGUAUCAGUACAUGACCCAUGACACAGGGAGCUGUUUCAAGUCCAAGAGUCUCCCCAUCCUGAAUGGGCCCUGUCUGUCAGGCUGUGAUGAGCCUCUGCUGGGUGAACCACGUCUGGUCCAUACCACCCAAACCUCCAUGGCCACAGCAGCCACCGACCACCACAGCAGCCAGCUCCAUCGCCAAACCCCCACUGACCCUGACUCUAGCCUGACUCUAGAGUCUCCCUCCUCUCUGACAGACUUCAAGCUCCAGUCCCCCUCGGCCUCCAGCCUGAUGGGGCUGAGAAGCUCCAUGGCCACUGGAGCCAGGGAUAAGAAACUAGGCUUCUCUUUAACCCGCUUCCUCCGUAUCCCCGCCAGGAAGUAUGUGCAAGCCAUCCUGGCCGACUCGCGCUGCUUCCUGUUCUGCAUGUGCUACCUGACGUUCAUCCAGUCGCUGAUGGUAUCGGGCUACCUGAGUAGCGUCAUCACCACCAUCGAGAAGCGUUACAGCCUCCGCAGCUCCGAGUCCGGCCUUCUUGUCAGCUGCUUUGACAUCGGCUCUCUCUUCGUCGUCGUCUUCAUCUCCUACUUUGGAGGCAGGGGUCAGAGGCCGCGUUGGCUGGCGGUAGGAGGGGUGUUCAUAGCCGUAGGAGCGGCUCUGUUCUCCUUGCCACACUUCAUCUCACCACCCUACCAGAUCCAGGAGCUCAACUCGUCCACGGGCCACGAGGGUCUGUGCCAGAGCGGGAACGGCAGCGGGCGGGAUGCCUUGGACGUGGCGUCGUGCCCCCGAGACCAGGAGGGUAACGAACACAACCUGUACGUGGCGCUAUUUAUCUGUGCACAGAUCCUGGUGGGUAUGGGGUCGACGCCCAUCUAUACCCUGGGACCCACCUACCUGGACGACAACGUCAAGAAGGAGAAUGCCUCCCUCUACCUCGCUGUCAUGUAUGUGAUGGGAGCCCUGGGGCCGGCAGCGGGAUAUCUGUUAGGAGGAGUUCUGAUUGGUUUCUACGUCGACCCCACAACUGUCGUCCAUAUUGACCAGAGUGACCCACGCUUUGUUGGCAACUGGUGGAGUGGGUUCUUGCUGUGCUCUAUAGCCAUGCUCCUGGUCAUCUUCCCCAUGUUUGCCUUCCCUAAGAAGCUGCCUCCACGCCACAAGAAGAAGAAGAAGAAGAAGAUGACCUCAUCAGUAGAUGACGUGUCCAGCGAUGAUGAUUUUAUGAUGGAGAAGGGGGAGGGACAGAACGUCCAGACCGGCAUGGGCUUCGGGAAGGACAUCAAAGACCUCCCCAAGGCAGCGAUAAGGAUCCUGUCCAACACGACGUUCCUGUUUGUCAGUCUGUCCUACACAGCAGAAUGUGCCAUCGUUACAGCCUUCAUCACAUUCAUUCCCAAGUUCAUAGAGUCCCAGUUUGGCAUCCCUGCUUCUAACGCCAGCAUAUACACAGGUGUGAUCAUCGUGCCCAGUGCUGGGGUGGGUAUCGUCCUAGGGGGCUACAUCAUCAAGAAGCUGAAGUUGGGAGCCAGAGAGUCAGCCAAGCUGGCUAUGAUCUGUAGCGGGGUGUCUCUGCUCUGUUUCUCUACGCUCUUCAUAGUGGGCUGUGAGAGCAUCAACCUGGGAGGUAUCAAUAUACCAUACACCACUGGGCCCACUCUGACUAUGACCCAUCAUAACCUGACUGGAGGCUGUAAUGUGAACUGUGGCUGUAAGAUCCAUGAGUAUGCCCCUGUGUGUGGCUCUGACAGCAUCACCUACUUUAACCCCUGCCUGGCUGGGUGCAGCACGGUGAGCAACGGCAGCACUGGGAUCAGGAACUACACAGAGUGUACGUGUGUCCAGAGCCGACAGGUCAUCAGCCCUCCCGCUGGUGGUCAAGGCAACCAACUGCAGCUGGUCAUCGUUAAGACCUACCUGAACGAGAACGGCUUCGCGGUGUCGGGGAAGUGUGACCGCACCUGUAACACCCUCAUCCCCUUCCUCAUCUUCCUCUUCAUCGUCACACUCAUCACCGCCUGCGCCCAGCCCUCCGCUAUCAUAGUCACUCUCAGGUCUGUGGAUGAACAGGAGAGACCAUUCGCUCUGGGGAUGCAAUUUGUCCUGUUAAGAACUCUGGCAUAUAUUCCCACUCCCAUCUAUUUUGGGGCGGUGAUCGACACCACCUGUAUGCUGUGGCAGCAGGACUGUGGCGUCCACGGCUCCUGCUGGGAGUACGACGUCACUUCCUUCCGCUUCGUCUACUUCGGCCUGGCCGCCAGCCUCAAGUUCAUUGGCUUCAUCUUCAUCUUCCUCACCUGGUACUCCAUCAAGUACAAGGAGGAGCAGGCGGAGCGCUGGCACCAGCGACUACCCCCGUUGGGCACUGUCUCUGACCUCAUCUGCCACGUGGGGGGCCAGAAGAGCCACGCCCGAACCCGCUCCUGCCCGGUGUUCAUCCCGCCUUGCGACCACCCUCCCGUGGCACUCCUUCUCAACCGGGGCCACAGCACCAUCACCCUCGUUAACAGAGCAAUAAACCCGCCCCUCCCUCUCUGCUGAUGCCACACACAGUAGCUCCGCCCACAUAUGAGAGCAGGAAGUAAACAGACCACACCUCUUCCUCUUUAGGUCACACCUCUACCUGUUCCUCCCCGGGGGUUGUGACACGUGCCUUCCUGUUCCUGUCUCCACCCUGUUUCUAAAAUAUACACCAAUCAGGCGGUGGGGGCGCCGAUUUCCAUUGCUCUGAUUGACAGGCAGAGAGACCAAUAGACUGAUAGUGACAGAGGGCAUUUGUGGUAUUAAAGAGCUGGCCACAGUUAUAUGGGCAUGUCACAGGGGAACAGCUCGACUCCCUAUUGACCUACAGAGCUGUCUGUCUCUGCUGUGCACAUCAUUAGCUGCAGAGUGGAGGCUGGUGGGAGGAGCUAUAGGACAGGUUCAUUGUAAUGGCUGAAAUGGAAUUAAUGGAAUGGAGUCAAACAAGUGGUUUCCAUUGAUACCAUUCCAGCCAUUACAAUGAGCCCAUCCUAUAGCUCCUCCCACUAGCGACACAGCAUGUACAGAAGUUAACACACAAGUGUUUGGGAUCAAUUCGAAUUGAAGGCAGUCAAUUCAGGAAGCAAACUGAAUCGAUAGUCAAUGACUUCUCAAACUGAAAAGAAGCUAUUUAUGUAAAGUUUUCCAUUUUGGAAUUUUAAAUUCAAAUCACUUCUAGAAUUGACUCCAACCCUGAUACACUUCAUAAAUCAAAAUGUUUGUGUAUCAACAUGAUCACAUGGUGCUACUGUACUGUAAAAUGGGCUGGGCAUUAGUAUAUUCUAAUAUUAUUCUUCUCAGAAGGGACAUGUGGGUACUACAUUACCCAUGAUGCCUCAUCACAGUUGCAGCAUUUCUCUCAAGCACAACAUACUAACUGACAAACCUGUUCUAUUCUAUGCAAGGUCCUGUGUACUCCCAUACAGACAGACAUACACCUCUCAGUACUGUAUUGACUUACUGUACCCCUCUCUGUGGUUGCAUCACAAAUGGCACCCUAUUCCCUAUAUAGUGCACUAUUUUUGACCAGGGGUCCAUAGGGCUCUGGUCAAAUGUAGUGCAUUAUACAGGGAAUAGGGUGCCUUCUGGGACACAGCCUAUCACUCAUUCAAUCACAUUAUACCACAGCUGAGCAUAUCCAGCUAAUAUUGAAUGUGGUUAGCAGCAACAUUAAACAGUACUAUUUAGGAGGGGAUUAUAUCGACUUAAAACUCAGUCAUACAUGAGACAUUUGUCCAGUUCUGUCUGUCCUUGUGACCGUCUGUUUAAACUCUUGGUUCAGAGCAGAGAAUGGGCCACCCAUUUAUUUGACUCUUCAGCCCCCUUUGAAACAGUAACUCAGGCUGUGUGGGCCUAUCAUUGGUUGCUGGCUAGCUGAUUAAUGCUAAUAGUUACGAGGGUAACCUGCUAGCCAACUAGCUUGCUUAUAUCCAAUGGCUAGUUAGUAGCUAAUGCUAAUAGCUACCAGGCUAACCGGCUAACUAGCUUAUAUCAAAGAUUAUGGAUAUAGUGACAAGAUACAUGUCUCUCCAUCCUAACAACCGGAGUCAUUGUCCACAAAGCAGCACGACUGGCUGUCUAGCUCCCAGCUAUUCUUUCUUUGGAUAUGUGGAUACAUUUCAUUAUUGUAAUCCUGAAUAUUCGAUGAAGGUUGUUGACGUGAACCGAUAUAUUCAAUGGGCAGAGAUGCUAUGCUACUAGCCUCAUCCCAUGAAUAUGCAUAGCCAUCUUGAGACAACUCCUCAUAUGAAGUGUUUUUUCUCAAAGUUGCCGGGAUGUCAUGUGUCCUAGUUAUAUCAGUAUACUCGUAACAACUUAAGCAUUACAACACUUUUAUUAGAUCAAGUAAACCUCACGUAGCAAAUAAGCCAUAAACAAAAUGUAUUGACCAAAUUCAAUACUCUUAUUAACCUCCGUACCAAGCAAGGCUUGGUGGGUGAAACAACGAACAAACGAGGGAGACAUAUUUCCCCUCGAGUUGGGCCUCUCUCUUCCUCUCUGCCUAUAUCCAAAGACGAGUUACUAACGAACUGGCCACCUAGUCAGGAGUGGUGGUCUGCACCAUAGAUAGUUAGUCUGUGUGGAGUUAGUCUUCAUUAGGACUUUAACUUUACUCCAGGGGAAUGGGGAACACACAGUUUUGUAUUUAUAACAUAACAUUAGGUGGUCUUUGCUGGAAGGGAAAACUCAGUCAUAAUCCUCAUCCAAAAGAAUAUGACAUAAGAGAACUAAAAGCUGUCAUUUUAACUGCAAAUAUCUACAAAAUGUAUUUUUUUUGCUUUUUACUUGUUUGAAAAAGUAUUGAAUUUGUUUUGAAUUGAAUUUCCCUUUUUAUGUUAAAGGGGUAAUUUGGGAUUUUGGCAAUCUACUUCCCCAAAGUCAGAUGAACUCGUGGAUACCAUUUUGAUGAAGGAAGUUAGAGAUAGCAUUGGCUCGCAAAACUAACUAGUGUUAGCGCAAUGACUGGAAGUGUAUGGGUAUCUACUAGCAUGAACCCAGCCCAUUUACAAACUGACUCUACACUAGGUCCAAUAUUGCUUCAUUUCAGCAUUGUUGUAUUGACAUUUAGGCAUUUAAGAAGUAGUGUAGUAAGGAAUAAAUCAACAAAGCCCAUUAUAUCAACAGAUAAGUCACAAUAACAAGAAACAAUAUAACUGAUUUUUUUUUUAUCAUUCAGUUCAGGAGUGACUGGGACCCACCCUCUGCUGGACAUAAACAUGAAUUGCAGCCCGGAGUGAAAAAGACAGUGAACGGCCUACCCUUUACCAAGAUUUCCCAGAAAUUCCAUUAAGAAGAUUUCCGGAAUCAUGAGGGAAUAAGCAUGAAAUCCAUAAUCCUCCCGGAAUUUUUGGAAAACCUGUGAAAGUUACUGGAAUUUUGCAACCCUACACAGACCUACUACUAAUACUGUUUUUGUACAACUGGACUGCUGCUGUCAAUUUACUACUUGUUUUUGUUUUCUAGGACACUUUUUAAGAAGAUAAACCAUUAUGAACAGCAACUACAGUAUUUAUACCUUGUUUGGCAUGAGGCAUGCCUCAUAUCCAUUAUAUAUUUGCGCUUUUAAAACCGGUUUCCAAAGAACAGCGGAUUUAUCUGAUGCAGUGGUAAAGUUUUAUGAAUUAGGCUGGGAUUCAAUCCCGAUCGGGCUUUGUCCACAAUGCAUGUUUUAAAGGCAAUGUCCCCGCGUGUGCGGAGACCACAGUCACAGUAAAGGCUGCAUAUGUUGGCUCAAACGGAAGUGAUUUUAAAUGCCACAUUGUCCAAAGGCUGCGAUGGGAUUAAAUCCCAGCCUAAAUGUCUUUGUUCUCAAGUUAUGUAAGAGACUGCUGUGUGUCUAUGAUGAUACUUGGCUGAAAAGUGCCAAGUUAUGGUUUCUUAUUAGUAUGAUCAUGAAUUAGUAGCUAACUGUUCCCAAACUAUUAUCAUGUAAAUAUUUAAAGAUAUAAAGUCAACGUAUUAUAGAGCUUAAACUUAUUUAGAAGUAGGUAUUUAUGAACUAACCCUAACCAUUGUAGACCACAUCAUAAAAUGACUUCAAAAUACAAAAACAAGGAAACCGUAUAUUUGCUUCUCUGUGCCUGAAUGACCUACAGUAUUUUACAUAGGAACGACCUGUUACAUUGAAUUUGGGGGAUUGGGGAGUGGGUUGUAUUUUGCAAUAUGUUUUUUUGUUGAUGGGUCCAUUUGAAUUGGUUGGUGUUGAAGCCCUCUCUUUGGCUCCAUCCAAAACGACUUAGUUUGCAUCUCAAAUGGCACCCUACUCCCUUAAAGUGCACAUAGGGAUCUGGUAGUGUAAAAGUAGUCCCCAUGCAUCCCCUAUUUCCCACGCAACCUGGCCAUAAGUAGUGACCCAUGUAAGGAAAAGGGUGCCAAUUGGGACAGGAUGGUAUUGUUACCCAGGAUGCCCUUUACCUCCAUUCAACAAGGUGUAAGCAGUACUAUAGGAAGGCUUGAACUGUGUCCGAAAUGGCACCCUAUUCCCUAUAUAGUGCACUACUACCCAUAGGGCUCUCUGGUCAAAAGUAGUGCACUAUAUAGGGAAUAUGCUGCUAUUUGGGAUGCAAACUGGAGGUCUGCAGCCCUUGAUUUGUGUUCCUCAGGAGCAGAAGUCAAAACCAUAUUUGUGGACACUUGGGCUCCAUACUUGCGAACAUUAGAACAUUUUCUCAGUCUCAAAAUGCGCAUCAGCCAAUUCAAAUCGGUGACAUAGUUGCACCUUGUAAAAUGCUAUAUGUUAGCUGUUCCCAUUACAUAAUCUGGCACAUUUAGCCAUAUGCUAACCAGACGGCUGUGAUUAUUUCCUGUAAGAAAUUCCACAUCAGCCUAUCAAGAUCUUAGACUUUAUAUCCAUCAACCAAUGGCAUUUCUUAAAAUAGGUCGACUUGGCCACCAAAUGUAUAUUUUAAACUUCCAAAUUAAAUUACUUUUGUUCCUCUUGAUCUGUCACAAUUGUAGUGUGCCAAUAUUUCAUGACAAUGAAUCCUUGACUAGGCUACUCAAAUUCAAGAGGCACAUUUUUGCUCAUCCAUUUCACACAUGUUCAUGUGCUUUUACGGGAUAAGAUAAAGGUCUAUAAAACGUUUAUUAAGUUUAUCGUACAUCGUUAGCGUAUGCCACUAAGGUGAUGUGAAUCUUCGGAGUACAGUAACCGUGGGUUAGAGGCCCCCCCAUCUCAUGAAGCUCAUGAAGGGGAAAAAAAGACAAUUACCAGAAGCCAGACUUACAACACUGACCUAUCCGUCCAGUUGAAAUGUUGCAUGUAUUUUAGUAACUUUAAUUAGCAGAUGGUGCCGUUUGAGUCAUGUUAAAGAUGCUCUCAUGGAAAAGUGGCCCACUACGUUAGCAUUUGUAUUUGGCUGAUGCAGAAUUUGUUAACGGGCAUGAUCACUGCUACCUGGUCAGGUUAGCAUAGGGCUAAAUGUGCCAGGUUAUCUAAUGGGAACUUCCAAAGUAAUGUUAUAUCAUGUGCAACUACGUCAACGAUUUUAAUUGGCUAAUGCACAUUUUGAGACGGAGAAACUCUGAACUUAAACUAAUGGACCCUUGGUUUACAAAUGCCUUGAAUACUUGAUAUGUGUCAUUAAAAAACUGUUAAAAGGAGAUUUGGGUCUGGUUUAUGUUUAUGCAAUCAGUAUAGCAGAUUUUUUUUUUGGGGGGGGUGGGGGUGAUCAAGCACUUCCAUAAUGUGGUAGGGUGUGUCUAGGAUUUUAUUUAUUUUUUAUCCCAGAUUUUCUAGAAAUCGUGGUUGGAGGACACUGGAUUUCCUGCUUAUUCUGUCCUGAUUAUGGGAAUAUUCCAACUGGGAUUUCUGGCAAACCUAAGUUACAGGAGUGUGGGAGGAUGGAUGGAUUUAUGAAUGUAUGAAGAAAUGGUAAUUAAAUAAGCUGAAAUGUCA